Molecule: messenger RNA, 1679 nt
Organism: Lathyrus oleraceus (garden pea)
Lineage: Eukaryota; Viridiplantae; Streptophyta; Magnoliopsida; Fabales; Fabaceae
Exons: 1
Coding region: 455-1222 (255 amino acids)
Source: RefSeq, a predicted model, not a curated record
UAAUCCAUCAAGCUAUCUCUCAAACACUCUCUCCACGUCUCUUUAUAUCUCUCUAUCAACAAAACCACCUUUUUCAUUUUCCAAAAGUCUCACCCAUCAAAGGCAUAUCCUUUUCUCACACCCAUUUCUCCACUUUUUGGACCACAUUACACAACCUUGCUUAUUAUUAUUAUUACUUUUUUAAUAAUUCUAAAUUUUAUUAAUGAAAUUCCUUUCUUUUUUAAUAAUUCAAAAUUUUAUUUAUGAAAUUCCCUUCUUUUUUUUGUUGUUGGGAGGGACAUUGAUUUAUACUUCUUUUAUUGCUUUUUAUAGUUAGGUUUGAACCUUUCAAAUUGACUUGUCUACUAACUUUGUUUUAGCACCAUUUAAAACCUCUUAUGUUCUGUCCUUUUUUUUCUCACCCAAGAGUUUUUGCCAUUUUUAUAUCUAACUCUGGUCUAAACUUGAAUGAAAAAUGGCAAUUGAACUUUGCUCAGAAAACUGUGGUGUUUCUUCAGUGAGUCCAAGAAUUUCUUUCUCUCAGGACUUUUCACAAACAGAUGCCAUACCUGUUGAGCAACAACCCUUUAGAUCAAAUUCUUCUGGGUUGAAUUCAAGUAUUGAUUUUGAUUUCUGUGUCAAUCAAACCCUCAACCUUGAAUCAUCUUCUGCUGAAGAGCUUUUCUCAGAUGGCAGAAUUCUUCCAUCUGAAAUCAAGAAAAAAAAACUCCCUUUGAAGCAACCAUUAACAACAACUCAAUCAUCACCACCACACCCUCCAUUGCAUCCUUCAUAUUUGAGAAAAGAUAGCUCCAAAGAAAGCUCCAAGGAAAGCAAGUAUUUGAAUGAUGAAGUGUGUGAGAAACAAAGUUCAAGUUCAAACUCAAAGUCAUUUUGGAGCUUCAAGAGAAGUAGUAGCUGUGGAAGUGGCUAUGGAAGAAGCUUGUGUCCAUUGCCACUUCUAUCUAGAAGCAAUUCAACUGGAUCUACCUCAAGUGUUAACAAGAGAAAUUCAAUGUCAAAGGAUGGUAUUAGUAUUAAACAAAAUUCUCAGAAACAUUCUUCUUCAACAAGGCUUUCAAAUUCAUCUGGGUCUAACAGUUAUCUGAAACCACCAUUGAAUAAGAGUCAUGGAUCUCAUGGUAGUGUUAGAGUUAAUCCUGUUCUUAAUGUUCCUUCUGCAAAUUUAUUUGGUUUGGGUUCAAUCUUCUCCAACAAUAGAGACAAAAGCAAGAAAAAGUAGCAUUUUUUUAAGGAUUAAAUAUGUUUUGAAUCCUUAAGUUUUAUUUUAUCAUUGUCAUUUUAUGAGGAUUAAUGACAUAUUUAAUUUAACUAUAUUAAUUUACUUAUUUAUGUGUGUAGUUUUUAUUUAUGAACUAGUUGGGUUUUACCAUAUGAGUGGAAAAGAAGAUAUAUGUUUGGAAAGGUGGAGGGUUUGCAUCAAGAAAGUAAAGAGGUGAUGGACAAGAAUGGCAUAAUGCAGGAUUUGCACAUGUUGGGGGACAGGUAGAUGUUGUUUUCAUGGAGAGGUCCCUUGCUUGUGUUUUGGUUUAUUUGCUUUUGAAAUUUGGUCUACUUGUAAAUACAUUCAUUUUGAUUAGUUUCUUUUGUUUUUGUUAGUUUGGAUCUCUCUUAUUCUACACAUGUAUUAUUACUUUGAGUCACUUUUAAGAGGUUUAAUGGAAAUACUUGAUUGAAUA